Molecule: messenger RNA, 780 nt
Organism: Tricharina praecox
Lineage: Eukaryota; Fungi; Ascomycota; Pezizomycetes; Pezizales; Pyronemataceae
Exons: 2
Coding region: 1-780 (259 amino acids)
Biological process (GO): protein lipoylation
Cellular component (GO): mitochondrion
Molecular function (GO): lipoyl(octanoyl) transferase activity
Source: RefSeq, a predicted model, not a curated record
AUGCCUCCGCCGCUCCACCACGUCCCGCUGGGGCGCAUCCCCUUCUCCGCCGCCGCGGCGCUACAAUCGCACCUCGUAUCGCUCUUCCUCGCCUCCAAGUCCCCCUCCGCCUCGCACUCCCCACCACCACCAACCCUCCUGACCGCCGAAUUCCCACCAACCUACACCCUCGGCCGGCGCGAGCGCACGCUGACCUCGUCGCAAGCCUCGCACCUCAGCACGUCCGGGCGUGCAUCCGUCGUGCCCACACUCCGCGGGGGGCAGACAACCUUCCACGGCCCGGGGCAGCUAACUGGCUACCUCAUCCUCGACCUGAAGACGCACGCGCUCUCACCGCGCUGCUACAUCCGCCUCCUCGAGGACAGCGUGAUCGGCACGCUGGCGCACUACGGGAUCCGCGGGUUCACGACGGCCGAUCCAGGCGUGUGGACGAGCGCCGAAAGGAAGAUCUGCGCCGUCGGAGUCCACAUGCGCAGGAACGUCACGAGCUAUGGAGUGGGACUUAACGUCAACACAAACCUCUGGUGGUUCGAUAGGAUUGUGGCUUGUGGCCUUGAGGGGAAGCAGGCUACUAGUCUGCUUAGGGAGGGGGUCGAGGGGGAGACCGUCGCUGGUGUCGCUGGUGUGUGGGCCGGCGUGCUGGCGGAUAGGUUGGGGAUCGAGGUGAGGGAGGCUAAGGCAACAGAUGUCAUGGCGGCAAUGGCGGCAGUGGCGGCGGAGAGUGGGACGGCCAGCCAGCCGGUCAGCCAGCCGGCGGAGAAGGCGGGGAGUGUAGAGUAG